AUGGAUAAAAAUAAUUCUUCUAAGGCUUUUGAGAACGAGGACGGGAGGAAAUUAGUUGAAAAUGGCUUGCGUGGAAGAGAAAAUUGGGUAGAGUCGUGGGGAACUGAUUCGUUGGGUUCGAGCCUUGGGUUCUGUCAGGAGCACGAGAAUAUUUCCAUGCAAAAUCUGUUGUUGUAUAAAUAUCAGCAAGAGAAACAACUGAUAGAAGAGUUCGGGACUUUAAACGAUUUGUAUCUCGAUGUUGUUUCUCCUCCUUUUCAAUUUAGCAAGGAGGAUAUUAAUCAGCUAGUUGGUAUCACGUCUGAAACUUCCGAGCUUAAUGAACCCAAGAAAGAAAGUUCUUGUGUUUUUCCUUCUGAAUCCCUUGGGAUUUCACGGAACUAUGAAAGCGAGCUCAGAAGAUUGAAUGAACAAAGUCAUGAAACAAAUUACAGUAAGAUCAAUUUUGGGAUAUCAUCAGUUGAUUCGAUUAUCAAGUUGGCCGCAGAGAAGUUUCUUCAAUCUAGUUCCUCUAGCAUUGAUGAGUUCUCUGUUCUUAGCCAUCCGUAUGCCAGUUCAUUUCUAGGCCUCGGCAAAGAGGAUAUUGAUAAAGAUGUUCAACUUGUUCAAGAUCUUCUACUCUGUGCUGAAAGGGUAGAUAAAAAGCAGUAUGAUUCUGCAAGCAAGAUCCUUGAUAAUUGUCUUACGCUGAGCUCCAGUAAAAGGAGUACCAUCCAAAGAUUAGUGUAUUAUUUCAUUGGCGCUCUGUAUGAGAAGAUCGAUAGGGAAACUGGAAGAAGUAAUGGAAUGUUUUUGGCGAAGAAACAGCCAUUCGAUGUGGAAAAAAGAUUGAUGAAUUUGAAUCCUACCAUCCUUGCAUUUCACGAAAAAUUUCCUCUCUCCCAGGUUACACAAUUCUCUGGGAUUCAAUCAAUAAUUGAGCAUGUAGCAAACUCCAGAAAGGUACAUAUUAUUGAUCUCGAGAUCCGAAAUGGGAUGCAAUUCGCUAUUUUAAUGCAAGCUCUUGCAGCUCGACCUAAAUGUCCACUCGAUCAUCUUAAGAUAACUGCUAUCGGAACAAACUCUCAGCCGUUGAUUGAGGAGACAGGCAGACAACUAAAAGAAUUUGCACAGUCUAUGAACUUGAACUUCUCUUUUAAAACAAUCAUGGUAGAAGAUAUCCUAGAUCUCAAUAAAAGUCUCUUUGAUCUUGAUGCUGAUGAAGCAAUUGCGGUCUAUGCAGCAUACGUUUUCAAGAAUAUGAUUGCACAGCCAGAUAGGCUAAAAUCUUUGUUGAAAUUGAUUAAAAAUAUGAAUCUCCGAGUGAUGGUUGUCAUUGAAUCUGAGGCAAAUGAUAAUUCUUCAUUUUUCGUGAAUCGUUUUGUGGAAGCUCUUUUUUUCUAUGGUGCAUUCUUUGAUAUCCUGGAAGAGUGCAUGAAGCAUGAUGAAUCAAGUAGAACCAUUUUUGAAUCGGGAAUUUUCGGUCCCAUCAUAAGGAACAUCGUAGUAGCUGAGGGAGAGGAAAGAAAGUAUCGACAUGUGAAUAUAGAUAUUUGGAGGGCAUGUUUUAGCCAGUUUGGGAUGGUGGAGAUACGGUUGAGCAUGUCUUCUAUUUAUCAAGCGAAUCUUCUCCUUAAGAACUUUGCUUGUGGAGGUUCUUGCUCGAUUGAUUUGGAUGGGAAAUGCCUAAUUUUUGGCUGGAAGGGAACACGAAUUAAUUCAAUAUCUGCGUGGAGAUUUCAAUGA
Molecule: messenger RNA, 1725 nt
Organism: Olea europaea var. sylvestris
Lineage: Eukaryota; Viridiplantae; Streptophyta; Magnoliopsida; Lamiales; Oleaceae
Product: DELLA protein RGL1-like
Exons: 1
Coding region: 1-1725 (574 amino acids)
Biological process (GO): regulation of DNA-templated transcription
Cellular component (GO): nucleus
Molecular function (GO): sequence-specific DNA binding; DNA-binding transcription factor activity
Source: RefSeq, a predicted model, not a curated record